AUGAGAAGGAGAAGGCUCGUUUCGAACCAGAGCUCACAGGUGACAGUGCCACGGAGGAUGGGACGGAUGAGCUCUCCAGUGUUACGUCGGCCUGUGCUGCGAAGGAGGCGGGAUUUCAGGAGAGCAUUUUUCGAGAUGAGGCUGGGUAAUAUGGUGCUGCAGAUGAUGACGGUGGGCUUGCAAAGUAUAGCGUUGACGAUUUCGAGACGAUUCGAUGGACGAGGCCCUGGAGUAGAAACUCAUUGCUGUGGGUCACCCGCGACAGCGGGCCAGUGCGUCGUCUUCCUGACGCUUCUCGCCGAGCCGAAACCCUUCGUCUACAUCCGAGGCGCGCCCGAGAUCGCAAAGGGCAUCUUGCAGCACAUGUUAGACCUCCACGCCAAAGUGAAUACGGUCAUUAUCCUUGCAGUCUUCUUGUGUGGAGAAAUUUCGAGAGCAACCGAAUCAGGUAAGUUCACGUCUAUUGUCGAAGCCGCCCGUCUUCUGCUUGCCAGUUUGACGAGCGUUAAAAGCGUCAUUGCCUCAACUGCCUUGCAAGACGUGGAUGCACAGAACGGUGGCUUGAAACAAAACCUGGCGUUCUUCAGCCAGUGGAUUGAGAAUAUGGAGGUGUUUGCGGUCAAGUUUGUGAGCCAUGUCAUCGACGUGCAUUGCGACCGCAUCUCCACGCUGGCCGCCGCCCUCGAGCAGACGCUGCCGAACUGGAAGGCGAUGUUCCAGGGCGAGAAAAUGAACGAGACCUUGAUCAAAAAACAUAUCUUGAGCAGCCCACACAAGGACUCCUGGUUCAAACUCUCGCAGGGCCUGGAUGCGUUCGUCAAGACCUUUGCCAGCGCUACUGUGACCAUGGCCUUGGAUCCACCUUGGGACGACGACGAAAGGUGCACAGGAGCUGCAGCACUGGCGGCAGGGGCAUCUCGCAAAACAACCGAGACCUUGGCUGUGACUUCAGCUUGUAACGUCUAUUUCAAUUUCGGGAAAUCCGCCCACGGACCGACGAUGGCCAAACAGGUUUUCAACAGCGUUGCCAACAUCAACGACCCUAAAAACCGGAAAGAUGGUGAUGGCUUGUUUGAGCUCCCCAAAGUUUUGGCCGAUGCCUUGCAAACGAUGGCCGACAAUUCUCAGUCCACCGAGGGCCCGCCACAGAAGAAAGCGAGAAUGGCGAGCAAGACCGUCAAGAGGGAGCCGUAG
This is a messenger RNA of Prorocentrum cordatum, 1194 nucleotides long. The record is from the annotation of a GenBank genome assembly. NCBI's taxonomy places the organism in Eukaryota, Dinophyceae, Prorocentrales, Prorocentraceae.